Messenger RNA from Sander lucioperca (pikeperch), 3850 nucleotides. It is a transcript of the gene xkr4, whose product is annotated as XK related 4. The record is from RefSeq and is a predicted model, not a curated record. Bases 990 to 2837 code for a protein of 615 amino acids. The transcript is spliced from 4 exons. Gene Ontology annotation, cellular component: plasma membrane. Gene Ontology annotation, biological process: engulfment of apoptotic cell; apoptotic process involved in development; phosphatidylserine exposure on apoptotic cell surface. NCBI's taxonomy places the organism in Eukaryota, Metazoa, Chordata, Actinopteri, Perciformes, Percidae.
AGUGUACUUUACGUUUGUCUGUUUUUCUGGUUUAUUGGUACAGUCUACAAUACUAUUUUAGACAAUAUUCUUCUUUCAUCUCUGUGUCAACAGGUUGGGGAAGGUUUUAAGUGUGAGAUGGACUUGGUGGUGAAGGAUGUGGUAAGUGCUGUUCAUGUUUGAGAACUGCUUAAGCACUUGAUGAAAACUAAAGCGUGUGGAGCUCAAGUUCCUGCAGAAGUCACCGAGUAGCAGUAAGUAACUGUCCAUGGUGCUGAAGACCAGUCUUCACUCUGCAGGACUGUAUCGGCUGCUUCACUUGAUGUGUUGUUAUAACCUGAUUCACAUGGCAGGCUGCAAGCUGACAGGUAGACGAUGUGUUUGCACGUAAUAGGAGAUUUUGACGAGACUAUAGCCUACUUUGUGCUGGUAUGGAGCUCAAACGGUAUGCAAACAGCUGAGAGACAGACAGGAGGAGGGGGAGUCAACGAGAGAGAGAGAGAGAGGGGGGGGGGGGGGUAUGAUGUCAUAGUUUUAAGUCUGUGCCAUAGAAGAAGCAGAUGGAUGCAGCCGUCCUCCUUUUCCUUCGAUCCUGUUUCCAUUUCCAUCGCCAACAUCUGCAUCAACAUCAGGACCCAUCGAGGACAAAGAGUGACAAACCGCAGAAAGAGAAUCUGUGGUGAAAGGAGUCUAUCUGCAGGUGGAGGAAACAAAGCGGAAAAGUCUCCUGUCGGCUGAAUGUAAGCGGAUCAUCAACCGUAAGAGUCCAAUAAAGACGUGAUAUGGACCAAAAUAUCGGAGCAAGCACUGGACCAGUCCUCUUUUCUGGCUUUAUUCUGUAUUAUGAGCAGGCGGCUGUGUAGAGGAGCUAGUCCUGCCCAGAAAGGAGGAGGAGUAGGAGAGACACACACAGAAGGGUGUCGACGGAGAGAGGCAGGGGAAGAGGAGAAGAGAAGAGGAGGGUAGGAACGGAGGAAAAAAUAAUAGAGUAAUAUUUCAAGCUUCCAAUAAUGGCGGCUAAAUCGGACGGGGUCCUGAAGAUGAAGAAGAGCGACGUGGCCUUCACCCCCCUGCAGAACUCGGAUCACUCCGGCUCGGUGCAGGGGCUCCACCCGGGCGCCCAGCCCGACUCUGCGGGCAACGGGGACGGGGACUUCGCCAACGGGGAGUCGCGGUGCUGCGGCGGGGGAGGCUCCAACUCGACGUGCCUUCGCCUGGGCAGGGAGCAGCAGAAAUACACGGUGUGGGACUGCCUGUGGAUCGUAGCCGCAGUGGCCGUGUAUCUGGCCGAUGUGGGCACCGACGUGUGGCUGUCGGUCGACUACUACCUCCGCCGCGACUACUGGUGGUUCGGCCUGACGCUCUUCUUCGUGGUGCUGGGCUCCUUCUCGGUCCAGCUCUUUAGCUUCAGAUGGUUCGUCCACGACUUCACCACCGAGGACGGCGCGGAAUCCGCCGACUGCUCCCACAUGGACGGGAACAAGCUGCUGAGCGGCUCGGCCUCACACGGCGACGUUACCGCUCCACACCACCCGGCCACGCCGCAGAGACAGGCGUCGACCGCCAGCAAGAACACCACGACCAACAGCACCGCGAGCACCGCACUGGGCAGCAGGAGUAGAAAACGCUCGGCCUACUACUCCUUCUGCGUCUGGUUCGGCCAGUCCGUUAUCCACAUCCUCCAGCUGGGCCAGAUAUGGAGGUAUUUUCAUACUAUAUACUUGGGUGUUCGGAGUCGUCAGAGUGGUGAGACAGAGCGCUGGCGUUACUACUGGAGGAUGGUCUAUGAGUUUGCAGAUGUGAGCAUGCUGCAUCUUCUGGCCACCUUUCUGGAGAGCGCUCCACAACUGGUGUUGCAGCUGUGCAUCAUCAUACAGACACACAAGCUCCAGGCUGUGCAAGGUAUGACAGCUGCAGCCUCCCUCGUCUCUCUGGCCUGGGCCCUGGCCUCCUACCAAAAGGCCCUGCGAGAGUCUCGGGAUGACAAGAAGCCCAUCAGCUACCUGGCUGUCAUCAUCCAGUUCUGCUGGCACUUCUUCACGAUCGCUGCGAGGGUCAUCACCUUCGCCCUGUUUGCCUCUGUGUUCCAACUCUACUUUGGCAUCUUCAUUGUCCUGCACUGGUGCAUCAUGACCUUCUGGAUUGUCCACUGUGAGACAGACUUCUGCAUCAGCAAGUGGGAGGAGAUUGUGUUUGACAUGGUGGUGGGCAUAAUCUACAUCUUUUCCUGGUUCAACGUCAAGGAGGGACGGACAAGGUGUCGGCUUUUCAUCUAUUACCUGGUGAUUUUGGUGGAGAACGCUGCUCUCAGUGCGCUGUGGUAUCUCUACCGGUCGCCUCACACCACUGACGCCUUUGCAGUGCCAGCACUCUGCGUCAUCUUCAGCAGUUUCCUCACCGGUGUGGUUUUCAUGCUCAUGUACUAUGCCUUUUUCCAUCCCAACGGGCCGCGCUUUGGCCGCUCGCUGAGUGGCCAGGGUCUCGACCUAGACCCCACGGCUCAGUUCUCCACACUACCGUCUGAAGGUGCCACCAACUCGCUGCGUUCCAACCGAGGUGCCACCUCAACCCUGGAGCGUGACGCGGGGAAGUAUUCAGAGCGGGACGGCUGCAUGCCAGUUUUUCAGGUGCGACCCACAGUGCCAUCCACGCCAUCGUCUCGCGCUCCACGCCUCGAAGAGACCGUCAUCAAGAUCGACCUCUGUAGGAACCGCUAUCCAGCCUGGGAGCGCCAUGUCCUCGACCGCAGUAUACGCAAGGCGAUCCUGGCCAUAGACACCUCUCUGACUCCUCCACGGCUGCAGUACAAGGAUGACGCUCUGGUGCAGGAGAGGUUGGAAUAUGAGACCACGUUAUAGUUCCACCCUGCUCUCGGAACCCAGAAAGGGGUGCGACUGUCAGAGCAUUAUCCUGCUAUCACGAAAAAAACAGCAACAGGGACUGUAGCAAUAAGAAUUUGUUACUACCAACAAUCUCACUUUUCAUCUCUCAUUCCCCUUUUUUUCUUUUUCUAUUCCUCAGCAUCAGAGCCCACCCAGGAGCAUUCAGCCCUCUUGGUAGUGAUCGGAGGAGCAAUUUGGCACAAGUCCAGUCAAUGUCACCGGAUGUGUUUGGGUUCCUGGUAGGGUUGUUGCUGUUAUUUUUUUACUUCCACUCAUCAGGGAAAUCCUGUCUGAUAUGAACUAAAUGCAACAGAGUGCUUCGACACUCUGCUCAGACCGUACGAAAAGCUGGUUAAGGUUGGCAAAGUUAAGGAUAAAACAAGCAUAUGUCCAUCCAGACAAUUUUUAAGUCAUCUGAUAUUCUACUUUAGCCGCAAUGGAAUUGGAACUGGAAUUACGAAUAACGGUCCCUAAUUCAUCCGUAGAAACUUCUAACUGACAUGUCUGUCUUAAUGUGCUGGUGACUUACGGUUUGGAAGUUCUGAAGAUGUGAUCCCAUAGCAGCCACAACUGGGUGGGUACUUCCAUCAGUAUCUACAUGAUAACACUCAUCGCUCCGGUUCUCUUAGUGCCAAAAAAGGUUCCUUGGAAAUGUCCUCCAGAUUCUGAGGAGAAGCACCUAAUGCCGGGUUCAGACUAUAUGACAUCAGCCCGAUUAUACUGCCAACCCUUCAGACGUUGAGGCAUCGGUUAAGAUUGGGAACGACAAUGGGCGUCCGGCGCGACAGUCGAUCGUUUUAUCCCGUUUAGUGUGUCAUGGUACGACAACCGACGCAGCAUCUGGGACACCACACAAUUAAUGUCUCGACAGAAAGAUUAGCAUGUUGAUGAAUUUUGUUUUGCUUACCAAGACGUGUUCCCUCACCGAGGCCUGUAACAAUUAUUGCAUGAUUGCCUAAUCGCAAUUUCUUUUUUUACAUUAUCGCGGU